This is a messenger RNA of Babjeviella inositovora NRRL Y-12698, 1356 nucleotides long. RefSeq names its product pepsin-like aspartic protease. The transcript has a single exon. Gene Ontology annotation, molecular function: aspartic-type endopeptidase activity. Gene Ontology annotation, biological process: proteolysis. NCBI's taxonomy places the organism in Eukaryota, Fungi, Ascomycota, Pichiomycetes, Serinales. The coding region runs from base 1 to 1356 and encodes 451 amino acids. The record is from RefSeq and is a predicted model, not a curated record.
AUGAAGUUAUUAAAUCCGCUACUUUUGUCCAUCUUCAGUAUAAUAUCUUCUGCAAGUGGCGCUCCCACGUCUGUCAAGAGAGGUAAUGACCAGCAAGGCGUGGUGAAGGUCGACUUCAACGUCCACAGAGGUUCCUCGGUCGGAACCGCCCAGUUGGGGGCUCAGGCCAAGCGCAACUUCAAGAGAAACACAGAUGGCACGGCUGCCAUCGUCUUGGAAAAUGAGCAAUCAUUCUACAUGGCCAACAUGACCAUUGGCUCCAACCAUCAAAUGGUUGGCGUCUUGCUUGACACUGGCUCGUCCGACUUGUGGGUCAAUGGACGCGAUAAUAUUUACUGCUCAAAGACCUCAACAACAGGAGAUAGCACUGUAUCCAAGCUCUUAGAAACUAGAGAUACAACCUCCAUUGACUGCAGCCUUUACGGCACCUUCGACACGUCUAUGUCUACCUCCUACAAGAGCAAUGGCUCCGACUUUGCCAUCUAUUAUGCCGACAAUACGUUUGCAAAGGGAGAGUGGGGCCACGAUGAUGUUACCUUCGGCUCAGUACUGGUGAAUGACCUUUCCUUUGCUGUCGCUGACGAGGCCACGUCCGAGGUAGGUGUCUUGGGUAUUGGAUUACCUGGCUUAGAGACGACCAAGACUCAAUACGAGAACUUGCCUAUGAAAAUGAGGAGCGCUGGGCUUAUUCACAGCUCCGUCUACUCGAUAUACUUGGGUUCUAAUGCCGAAAAGGGUACCAUUUUGUUUGGUGGUGUUGACACUUCCAAAUACCAAGGCCUCUUGAAAACAGUUCCUAUGGUCGAUGUGGCAUCCAACAGAAUCCAGGUUGAGAUGAACGACAUGACUUACAACGGUAUGAGUUUCUUUAACCACCAAUUCUACCCCGCUCUUCUUGAUUCUGGGAGCACACUCUCCCUGUUCCCACAGGCCGUCAUUGAUCUGAUCGUCUCGGUGAUUGACUUGCAGUACUACGAAGAACUUGCCUCAUACAUCGGCUCGUGUUCUAUGAUUGAAUCCAGCAACUUUACCUUUAACUUUGGCGGUGCCAGAAUCGACGUUCCGAUGUUCAACUUUUUCUUCGAACAUAUGGUGGUCAACGAUGAUGGGGUAAGCAGAACCUGCGUGUUAAAUGUAGGAGUUAGUGAUAAUGUUACCUUGGGUGACAGCUUUUUGAGAGGCGUUUACACUGUUUUCGAUAUGGAGAAGUAUGAGCUCUCCUUGGCCACUGCCACUUUCGGUGACGAUACUGAAAAUAUUCAACCUUACGUCGACUCCGUCCCAGGUGCCAUUCUCAUGAGCAAGAUGACAUUGGUGCAAAUUUGUUUGAUGUGGUUGCAGGGGGUUUACCUUUAG